AUUCCAUUUCAUUUUUUUCAAUUUUGAGUUGUAAUAGUACUAUCAGACUAUCGGUGUUCAUAUAUCGGCGCAAAUAUCUACUUUUCACGCACAAAAAACACGCAACAGGCACUGAGAUAGCAACCGAGCUGAAAAACAUGUCGUGUUUGCACGAUCACAGCUGCGAAGAGCACGAUUGCUCCACCGAUUGGUCUCUCUACAAACACAUCGAUCUAUCCAAGGUUUCUGCGCUGAAUGAGGCUGUUUCUGGAAGUGUGAAGUCGGUGUUCAAAGAUUGGGAGCAGCGGCUGAACUCUUCAGAGGGUUACUUGGAAAGCAAUGAAGAUGAUCCUGAGUUGAUAGUCUUUAUUCCAUUCACAUCAGAUGUUAAGCUAAAGAGCAUUUCAAUCGUUGGUGGUGCUGAUGGGACGAGUCCUGCAAAGAUGAGAGCAUUCAUCAACCGAGAGGGUAUUGACUUUUCAGAUGCUCAGAAUAUGCAAGCCGUGCAGGAGUGGGAUUUGGCAGAAAACUUACAAGGAGUUUUGGAGUACCAGACAAGGUAUUCGAGAUUUCAGAGUGUUGGGAACCUCACGUUGCAUUUCCCAGUUAAUUUUGGUGGUGAUGCAAGUACAACUCAAAUACAUUACAUUGGGUUGAAAGGAGAAGCUACUCAGCUGAAAAGAGAUGUUGUUGCGACAAUAGUCUAUGAAAUCACACCAAAUCCUUCUGACCACAAAACACAAGCUGAGACUGGCGGCAGCCUUGGACACGUGGAGUGAGGAGCUCUCAUUGGCAUAACUAAAACUUCUGAUAUCAAUGGCUUUUAGUGUAUGAAUCUUCAAUCUUCAUGAGAUAUAAGAUCAAUCUAACUCGAAAGUGGCUAGUUUGUUUCACAGAGAAGUUCAAUAGUUGCAUUUCUUGAAAGUUUGAGCGGUUGUGAACUUCCCCAUGCAUCUCUCUCAAUACUGAACUUUCUGAAUGUCAAAGAGUUUAGGUUCAUUUUCUUUUUA
Messenger RNA from Salvia splendens (bonfire salvia), 989 nucleotides. Its product is annotated as PITH domain protein (DUF1000). NCBI's taxonomy places the organism in Eukaryota, Viridiplantae, Streptophyta, Magnoliopsida, Lamiales, Lamiaceae. The record is from RefSeq and is a predicted model, not a curated record. The transcript has 9 exons. Bases 138 to 758 code for a protein of 206 amino acids.